Messenger RNA from Arxiozyma heterogenica, 489 nucleotides. RefSeq lists its product as uncharacterized. The transcript has a single exon. Lineage: Eukaryota; Fungi; Ascomycota; Saccharomycetes; Saccharomycetales; Saccharomycetaceae. Bases 1 to 489 code for a protein of 162 amino acids. The record is from RefSeq and is a predicted model, not a curated record.
AUGGUGAAAAGAGAGGAAAAGCAGAAGCAGAAGAAGAAGAAAGAGGAGGAAGAGGGCGAGGGGCAGAAGGGAAAAGAGACUGUUUUGUUUUGUUGUGUUUUGUCUUGUUCAGUUUUUGCUGUUGCUGCAAUUGUGUGCAUAUUGUGCUUUCUUUUCUGUCUGUCUAUCUGUUUGGUUUGGUUUGGUUUGGUUUGGUUUGGCUGUUUCUAUGUUUGUUUGUUUGUCUUUCUUUCUCUCUCUUUGUAUUUUCUCCUUCCUCGUGUUUUAAUUUCUAUGUUUUUUCUAUUUUUUUUUUUAUAUAAGGAACAAUCGGGACAAAAAAUCGUCAUAAUACGUAGAUGCCAAAAUAUGCCUCCUUUUGAUGUACUCUUAAAUAAUUUACAUCGACGUCCUGUUGUUUGGUUGUUUGUUUGUUCAUUUUUCCUUUUUCCUUCUUUUUCUGUUUUUCUGUUUUUCUUUUUUUUUUUUUUUUUUUUUUUUGGUAUCUAA